CGCGUCCUGCCGGGUCCUGUCCCGCAGCGUCCGGCCCGUGCGCUGUGCGCUGUUUGUCUCUGCCCUGGAGUAGGCGCUGGCCGGUGCUCCCAGCGCAGCUAUGGCUCAGCACUUCUCCCUGGCCGCCGGCGACGUGGUCGGCUUCGACCUGGACCACACUCUGUGUCGCUACAACCUGCCCGAGAGCGCCCCGCUCAUUUAUAAUAGCUUUGCAGAGUUCCUGGUCAAGGAGAAAGGAUAUGACAAGGAAUUGCUCACUGUGACUCCAGAGGACUGGGAUUUCUGUUGCAAGGGCUUGGCAUUGGAUCUGGAAGAUGGGAACUUCAUUAAACUUGCAGAUAAUGGCACUGUUCUCAGGGCAAGCCACGGCACAAGGAUGAUGGCUCCUGAGGAGCUGGCCAAGGAGUAUGGCAGGAAGGAGUGGAAGUACUUCAUGUCUGACACUGGAAUGGCUUGCCGCUCAGGAAAAUACUAUAUUUAUGAUAACUACUUUGACCUGCCAGGAGCUCUUCUGUGUGCCAGAGUGGUGGAUUCCUUAACAAAGCAGCACAAUGGUCAGAAAACAUUUGAUUUUUGGAAGGAUAUAGUGGCUGGUAUACAACACAAUUAUAAGAUGUCAGCUUUUAAAGAAAACUGUGGAAUAUAUUUUCCAGAAAUAAAAAGAGAUCCAGGCAGGUAUUUACACAGUUGUCCCGAAUCUGUAAAAAAGUGGCUUCGACAGCUAAAGAAUGCUGGGAAAAUUCUUUUGUUAAUCACCAGUUCUCAUAGUGAUUACUGUAGACUCCUCUGCAAACACAUCCUUGGGAAUGAUUUUGCAGAUCUUUUUGACAUUGUGAUUACAAAUGCAUUGAAACCUGGUUUCUUCUCCCAUUUACCAAGUCAGAGACCUUUCCGGAGACUGGAGGAUGACGAAGAGCAGGAGGCACUGCCAUCUCUGGAUAAACCUGGCUGGUACUCCCAAGGGAAUGCUGUCCACCUUUAUGAACUUCUGAAGAAAAUGACUGGCAAACCUGAACCCAAGGUUGUUUACUUUGGGGACAGCAUGCACUCAGAUAUUUUCCCAGCCCGUCACUAUAGUAACUGGGAGACCGUCCUCAUCCUGGAGGAGCUCAGAGGCGACAGGGACUGGAAGCCUGAGGAAUCAGAGCCCCUAGAGAAGAAGGGGAAAUAUGAGGGACAGAAGGCAAAGCCUCUGUAUUCAUUAUCUAAUAAAUGGGGCUCUUUUUUUGUUGACUCCAUUUCGGGACUGGAAAAUACAGGAGACUCGUCCGUCUAUACAUGGUCCUGCAAGAGAAUCAGUACUUACAGCACUAUUGCAAUUCCAAGUAUUGAAGCAAUAGCAGAAUUACCCCUGGACUACAAAUUCACAAGGUUCUCCUCAAGCAACUCAAAAACAGCUGGUUACUACCCAGGUCCUCCACUGGUCUUAGCAAACAGCGAAUCACUGACAACCAAAUAACUUGAUCUCUACUGAAAAAGGAAGUGAAGAACCAUAUAUGCAGCUAAUGUACUGUGAAAAUGUUAAUUUUAAAAAAAAUACUGUAACGUGCUUUAUAGGAACAAAUUCUUAAUGAAAAUUGAUGAAUUGUUUUUUUUCCACAGAUCCUCUUUCUCUAGAUACCCAAUAACUCUGAUUAUAUCAAGAUCUCAGUAUCUUAGAACUGAAAAGAAUCUUACCACUAUUUUGUAUACCAGUUGCUCUGAGAUUAGAAUUCACCCUGAGACACACACAUAUUUACACCUAAGCCUAGGCCAGUGGCCCUCAAAGUGUGGUCCCAAACCACUAUCAUAGCAUCAUGUGAGAAUUUGAUAGAAAUGCAAAUUUGCAGGCUACACCCAAGACCUACGGAAUUAGAAACUCUGGAAACCUGUGUUUAAUAAUCAUGUGAUUCACACUAAAGUUUGAGAGCCACUGGCUUGACCAUAACCACCAGAGACUGGGUCAUUGGGUCUGGGGAUAAAGAGGGGUACUGACCCCUUUUAUACCCAAGGACACUGAGUCCAAUGAGAGUGAAUGACUUUUCCAGGUUAUCAAGUUUUAUGCUGUUCUCUUGUUUUCCAAAGCAAGGAAUGGAGACGUGAUCUCUUCUGAUGCCACACAGCCAGUGUGGGACAGAGAUGACACCAGAAGCCUGCUACUUCAGCCUCCAACGUUGCCCGUUAGGGUUCCCCCCAAUAAUGGUAAAGUCUGUUUAAUUUAUUUCCAUUCACUUUAAAGCAUGUAUUCUCAAAACGGAAAAGAAAGGUUCUUAAGGUGAAAAAAAUAAGAGAGAGCCCAAUGGAUUCUAGCCCUCCAAAGCUCAACAUUACCCAAAAAGUCUUAUUCCAUAGUAUUACUACUUCUCAUUAAGGAGAAAUAUAAUGUAAAGCUCAAUUUAUUCAUUAAAUUUGAGUGAAAUUUUUCUCCUUAGGUGGGGCAGGCAGUGAUGAAAAAAAUGAGUAAAACUGCUUUGGAAGAGUUCAUCGUUGUAUUGACCUUCUGGGAUUAUUGUGUUCUGUGUGCUAUGCAGUCGUAUUCAUGGUUGUUCAUUGCAGGACAUGGGGAGGCAGGUAAUGUUUACAAUAUAAACCCUGGCUCCUCUUUAUGUUGUAAUUUCACUGUUCGUCAUGAACAAUGACAGAAAACACACUGAUCACCAUCACUGUUUUAGUUGGACUGUAACAGAGAAUUUAGCAUAUUGAUACCUACAAAGAAAAGAUAAAUAUUUUGUUAAAAAUGUUAAAUGCUCAAAAAUAGUCCCAAAUCUAUGGUGGGGAUGAGUAUCUCAGGGUAAGUAAACAGUUACUGAAAUUAUUUUCUCAAAGUCAGUAACUUUCUUUGAUAUCUAAUAAGAAUAUAAUAAUGUGUUUGGAAUUGAUUUCCAGAUCUCAGUGGAAUAUGAUGAUGAGCACACAAAUCAAGCUUAGGGCUAAGUGACAGAUGCUGUCUCCUGUAUACUUGCAGUGCACACUUGAUUUCUUUCAAAAAUAAAGCUAUUUUUCCUUA
Phyllostomus hastatus (greater spear-nosed bat) is the source of this 2986-nucleotide messenger RNA. RefSeq names its product 5'-nucleotidase domain containing 1 (gene NT5DC1). NCBI's taxonomy places the organism in Eukaryota, Metazoa, Chordata, Mammalia, Chiroptera, Phyllostomidae. Gene Ontology annotation, molecular function: 5'-nucleotidase activity. The record is from RefSeq and is a predicted model, not a curated record. The transcript is spliced from 12 exons. Bases 101 to 1459 code for a protein of 452 amino acids.